Messenger RNA from Humulus lupulus (European hop), 1749 nucleotides. Its product is annotated as UPF0481 protein At3g47200-like. The transcript has 2 exons. The record is from RefSeq and is a predicted model, not a curated record. Lineage: Eukaryota; Viridiplantae; Streptophyta; Magnoliopsida; Rosales; Cannabaceae. Bases 57 to 1589 code for a protein of 510 amino acids.
UUAAAACUUAUUAUUGAUAUCAUCAUUUCCUAUCUUUACAACAUCACUUGAAAAAUAUGACAAGUGAAAAUGAGCGAAGUGAAGUUGAUUUCAAAUUUGGUAAUGAGGAAGUAGCAUCAGCCCAUUCUAAACUACAUGAAGUAAUUGAUGAGUUGACGGGAAAAACGACCAAUGUGGAGAGGAGAUUAUCAGGUCGCGACAAAGUCCCACAACCGAAGAUACAGAAGGUUCCUCAGGUCCUUAGAGAUGAACAGAAGAAUUUUCAGAAGUACUACCACCCAAAGUGGAUAUCAAUCGGUCCAAUUCAUCAUGGCAACCCCAAAUUCCGGGUUGCAGAGCAACGAUUCAAGUUUCUCUUCGCAGCAGAGUUCGUCAAAAACAGCGGCCACCAAUCCCAGGAGCACCUUUACAAAAAAGUAAUGGAAAAUAUUAAGGUGCUGAAGCUAUGUUUCGAUGAUGAGGUGCUCAAGGAGUAUUAUCGUAAAGAUGGCAAGGAUGAUGAGGCCUUGGGGUGGAUGUUGUUCUUGGAUGGAUGUUUUACACUCCAAUUCAUUUACAGCACUGUGAAUGGUGAGUCGAUGAGACAUUUUGAGAUUAAAAAUGACCAGGUUGCUUUUGUGUUUCACGAUUUUUUCUUGCUAGAGAAUCAAAUCCCAUACCUUGUCCUGAGCCUGUUGAUGGAGAAUUCGGAAAAGGAAUUCUCUAAGAAUUUGGAGGGCUCGAUCAAGCAGUUUCUUAGUUUGAAUGUUUUGACACCUGAGAAGUAUGGCAAGCCUACGAUGGUCCCUCCAAAGGACUACAUGCCAGUUCAUCUUCUUGAUUUUCUACGCUUGGCGCUCCUUCAAACAUGCAAUAAAAGUUCAAAUUCAUGCAUCUACACAUACCUAUUAGCUUGUCUGCCUAAACAACUCAGAGCCAAACUCACUUCUCUGGAUAAUAAUAAUCCUAAAACUAGCAUGAGUAAGAGUUCUGAUGAAGAGAACCCCGCCAGGGAGAAACCCACCAGGAAGAAACCCGCCGAGGAAAAACAACAAACUUUUCGUAGUGUGAUGGAUCUCAAGGCAGCCGGAAUCAACUUAAAACGGAGCAAGAGUAGCUCUUUAAAAGACAUAAAAUUUUCUUCGAGACUCUUCUCAGCUGAACUAGAACUUCCACCAAUAACAGUAGAUGACUCAAUGGCUCCUAAAUUCUUGAACCUGAUCGCCUUUGAAAUGUGUCCAGACAAUACCAAGACCGAGUACGAAGUGUCAUCUUACAUAAGUUUCCUAGACUCACUCAUUGAUUAUCCCAACGAUGUGAAAGAGUUGAGAUCAUCUCACGUACUCCACAACCUUCUUGGCUGUGACAAAGAAGUGGCACAACUUUUUAAUGAGAUGGGCAGAUUUUUGGUGCCAAAUCCUGAGGCGUACGAGGAGGUGAUAAGCCAAAUAGAGAAGCACUACCACAACAAGUGCCUGACUUGGAUAGCUCAAGUCUUGAACGAACAUUUCAGUACUCCUUGGACGAUUGUCACUUUUGUGGCUGCGUUUUUGGCUCUUGGUAUGUCCUUUAUUCAGACCUAUUACACUAUCUAUCCUAGAGGAGAAUGAUCUUUAUAUAUAUAUAUAUAUGAGAUCAAAUAUAAUGGACCUUCAACACUACAUUAAUUGGACUCUCAUUAUUCUUUUUCCAUCAAAAUUUAUAUACUUUUUUUUAAAAAAACAGGCAUCGAUUGAUGAUCCUAAUAAAUUUGUGAGCAGCUUCUUUCUA